GCUGGCGCGCAGCGAGCGUGCUGAAGAGGCGGCGCGGGGAGUUUGGACUCUCGUUCCGCCGGCUGGGAGCCUGAGGGAGAGGAUCAUGGCUGCUCUUCCUCAAAAUAAUCUACAGGAGCAACUGGAACGUCAUUCAGCCAGAAAAGUUAAUAAUAAAUUAAGUCUUUCAAAACCAAAAUCUUCAGGUUUCACUUUUAAAAAGAAAAUAUCUUCAGCCAGCGAUGUAUCAGUGACUAGUGUGUCAGUUGCAAAAACACCUGUGUUAAGUGAUAAAGAUGUUAAUGUUACUGAGGUUUUUUCCUUCAGUGAAACUUUAUCCCAAAGCACAGAUCAGAAGACAAGCAUCAGUGACGUUAAAAAUGCUACAGCAGGACAGCAAACCAAGAGAGUUCGUUCAAAACCAUUAUUGCCCGAUUUGGUGCAGGUUCCGCAAGAAGUUUUACCUCCUACCCAGAACACACCAAUUAUAAAGGAAUGCCGUGAUUCUACUUUCAAGAAAUUAGAAUUUAGUUCUUCCUCGGAUUCUUUUAUUACCAUCAACGAUGUGGAUGACAUGGAUGACUUUGAGACUUCUGGAAGUUCAAAAGCAUUUGUGACGCCACUCACCAAUCACUUCGUACGAGUAAGCACUGCUCAGAAAUCGGAAAAGUCGAAGAGAAACUUUUUUAAAGCACAGCUUCGUAAAGCAAACACAGUAAAGGCUGAUUUGACUCCUUCCUCCUCUGAAGGCAAGCAAGCAUGUUUAACUAAGGAACCGAAGGACGACUCUGAGUGGUUAAGUAGCGAUGUGAUUUGCAUUGAUGACGGCCCCGAUUCCAAAGAGCUUAUAAACAAAGAUACUCAGGAUAGUCUCUCUGUAAAAACUCAUUUGGGAGAGGAAAGAGAUAAUAGUGAAAAGGAGAAAAGCUGGGAAGAAACAGAAUUACGUUCAGUUGAGGAAUUUCCAUGUGUUGAGCUUGAUGAAGAUGAUUACGAUAUAGAUUUUGUUCCACCUUCUCCAGAAGAAGGAACGACUUCUGCCUCUUCUUCCUCUUUGAAAUGCUUGAGUAUGUUGAAGGACUUUGACACCUGUGACAGGAAGAAGGAUGAUCUCAGUACAUCAGAGGACUUGUCAAAACCUGAGAAAAUGCUUACUCAGCAGUCUAACCGAGAAACCAGCGCAGACUGCAACGCUGGACAGAUAAGUGUACAGCAGCAGCUUAUUCGUGUGAUGGAGCACAUCUGUAACUUAGUUGAUACUAUUCCUGAUGAUGAACUGAAAGCUUUGGAUUGUGGGAACGACCUGCUUCAGCAGCGGGACAUAAGAAAGAAGCUCCUAGCGGAAGCAGAUUUUAACCUGCGUGGAGCCAGUGUUCUUGGCUCAGUGUGGAGGUGCAGGCCUCAUGCACUUGGUAACCCCACGGAAGAUAUGGCAUCUGUUUCCCUGCCUUAUGCGUUUCCGAAGGGUGAUUCCUGCCCUACAGGGAAUUCUGAUAUGGAGUUAGGUUUUCCACACAGUCUCACAAAUUCCAUGUCUACUGGGAAAUGUUUAGUGACUGCUACCCUAGGAAAGACAGGAUUCACAGCCACCAAGAAGAAUCUCUUUGAAGGACCAUCAUUCAAUUCCCCGAAGUCCUUCGUAAGUAGCAACUGGGCUGAAACACCAGGGAUAAAAGAAAGAAAUGAAAGCUCCUACUUCUCAGGAAAUGUUCUCACAAGCACUGCUGUGAAAGAUCACAGUAAACAUACUGCUGCAGUAGAUGAUAUUGACCAUUUCGACAUAGAUGACAUUGACGAUGAUGAGGAGUGGGAAAGUAUAAUGCAUGAUUUAGAAGCCAGCAAACACUCCACAGCUGCCUGUCAGCCUCCUAAGGAAGGUCGGCCAGUUGAAUCGGUAUCACAAAGAACUUCUACAGUCAAGACAAACCUUCCAAUGGCAUCUACUGUUCAAAGUAAAAACUUCUCAGAGGCAAUUCAGAAUUACACUGACCAGUCGGCGCCAAAUUUAGCAUGCAGAAAUCUGAAACACGAGCGUUUCCGAAGUCUUAGUUUUCCUCAUACAAAAGAAAUGAUGAAGAUUUUUCAUAAAAAAUUUGGCCUGCAUAAUUUUAGAACUAAUCAGCUAGAGGCGAUCAAUGCUGCACUGCUUGGAGAAGACUGUUUUAUCUUAAUGCCCACUGGAGGUGGUAAAAGUUUGUGUUACCAGCUCCCUGCCUGUGUUUCUCCUGGAGUCACUAUUGUCAUUUCUCCAUUGAGAUCACUUAUAGUAGAUCAAGUCCAAAAGCUGACUUCAUUGGAUAUUCCAGCUACCUAUCUGACAGGUGAUAAGACUGACUCUGAAGCUGCAAGUAUUUACCUCCAGUUAUCAAAAAAAGACCCAAUUAUAAAACUUCUGUAUGUUACUCCAGAGAAGGUCUGUGCAAGUAACAGACUGAUUUGUACUCUGGAGAAUCUGUAUGAGAGGAAGCUCUUGGCACGGUUUGUUAUUGAUGAAGCACAUUGUGUCAGUCAGUGGGGACAUGAUUUUCGUCAAGAUUACAAAAGAAUGAAUAUGGUUCGCCAGAAGUUUCCCUCCGUUCCAAUGAUGGCUCUUACUGCCACAGCUAAUCUCAGGGUACAGAAGGACAUCCUCACUCAGCUGAAGAUUCUCAGACCUCAAGUGUUUACCAUGAGCUUUAACAGACAUAAUCUGAAAUAUUACGUGUUACCAAAAAAGCCUAAAAAGGUGGCAUUUGAUUGCUUAGAAUGGAUCAAAAAGCAUCACCCACAUGAUUCAGGGAUAAUUUACUGCCUCUCCAGGCGAGAAUGUGACACAAUGGCUGACACCUUACAGAAGAAUGGUCUCGCUGCUCUUGCUUAUCAUGCUGGCCUCAGUGAUUCUGCCAGAGAUGAAGUACAGCACAAGUGGAUCAAUCAGGAUGGCUGCCAGGUUAUCUGUGCAACAGUUGCCUUUGGAAUGGGGAUUGACAAACCCGAUGUGCGAUUUGUGAUCCACGCAUCUCUCCCUAAAUCCAUCGAGGGUUACUACCAAGAAUCUGGCAGAGCUGGAAGAGAUGGGGAGAUAUCUCACUGCCUGCUUUUCUAUACCUAUUAUGAUGUGACCAGACUGAAGAGACUUAUACUGAUGGAAAAAGAUGGAAACCAUCAUACAAAAGAGACUCAUGUCAAUAAUUUGUAUAGUAUGGUACAUUACUGUGAAAAUAUAACAGAGUGCAGGAGAAUACAGCUUUUGGCUUACUUUGGUGAAAUUGGAUUUAAUUCUGAUUUUUGUAAGAAAUACCCAGAUGUUUCUUGUGAUAACUGCUGUACAACAAAGGAUUAUAAAACACGAGAUGUAACUGAUGAUGUAAAAAAUAUUGUAAGAUUUGUUCAAGAACAAAGUUCAUUACAAGGAACGAGAAAUAUGAAACAUGCAGGUCCUUGUGGGAGAUUUACUAUGAAUAUGCUGGUUGACAUUUUCUUGGGGAGUAAGAGUGCAAAGAUUCAGUCGGGGAUAUUUGGAAAGGGGUCUACGUACUCGCGACACAAUGCUGAAAGACUUUUUAAAAAGCUGAUACUUGACAAGAUCUUGGAUGAAGACUUAUACAUCAAUUCCAACGACCAAGCAGUUGCCUAUGUGAUGCCCGGACGUGAAGCCCAAACUGUACUAAAUGGACGUUUAAAGGUAGACUUUAUGGAAACAGAAAAUUCCAGCAGUAGGAAAAAACAAAAAGCCUUAGUGACGAAGGUAUCUCAGAGAGAAGAGGUAGUUAAGAAAUGUCUUGGAGAACUUACAGCAGUCUGCAAAUCUCUGGGAAAAGUUUUUGGUGUCCAUUACUUUAAUAUCUUUAACACGGCCACGCUCAAGAAGCUUGCGGAGUCUUUAUCUUCUGAUCCUGAGGUUUUGCUUCAAAUUGAUGGUGUUACUGAAGACAAACUGGAAAAAUACGGCGCAGAAGUGAUUCCAAUAUUACAGAAAUACUCGGAGUGGGCGUUGCCAGCUGAGGACAGCUCCCCACAGAUGAGCCCAUCCAGCAGCAGAAGCACUGGGAGAAGUGGCCCUGAGGAGUUUGAUGAGGAAACACCCGUAGUUUCUUACUACUUUGCAAAUAAAACCAAAAAUGAAAGAAAGAGGAAAAGGAUGCCAGGCCCCCAAAGGUCUAAAAGAAGAAAAACUGGUUUCGGUGAUUUCAAGACAAAAGCGAGGUCCACUGCAUGCAGAAAGAUAUCUCCUAAAACUAAGUCCUCUGGCGUGUUUGGACCAAGUUCAACUGUGCAUGGUUCUCGGGCAGCAUCAGGAGGCAGUAGAAAACUGGGGAUCAUGGCCCCACCAAAGCCUGUAAAUAGACCCUUCCUCAAGCCUUCGUAUGCAUUCUCAUAACAACCACAUCUCAAUGUACAGAGAUCUUACUUCUCAGGCGGCAUCUGACCAUCUGUGACUAUAAAGCUGUUAGCUUCAUUAUACCAUUUGUAAUUUUUACCCGUGUCUAUUAAUAUUUAAAUAAAUGCUUGGGGUGACAGUUCUUAUUUUUAAAAUAAACGUUUUCUUUUGAAUAAGCAUGAUUUGCUGCCUCUGCAAGCCUGUGGCUGUUGUUUCUGAGAACGUCUGAAGCAGCAGCUGAAUUAUCUCAGUGAGAGAAAUUCUCAGCACGACAUGAAACACAGAAGCUAAAGCAAAAGACACGCAUGGGACUGUAAAAAAGACACACAUUGUGAAACUAAAACUUUCUGUAGAAGACAAAGAAAAUUAGAAGAAAAACGAACAACAGAGAAAAUAGGGAAAAUACAUGACAAAGGAUUAAUAUUUGUAAUACACAAAGAGUACCUAUAAAUCAUUAAGGAAAAAAGACAGCCCAGUAGAAAAAAGGAUGUGAAUAGGCUCUUCUCAGAAGAAGAAAUAAAAAUGGCCCACAAACAUGUGGAAAGUGCUCAACCUCCAUAAAAUAUAAAUUAAAACAGUGAGUAGCCUUUUUUUUGCCUAGCAAAUUGUCAAUACUGAAUAAUAUGCCAAAAUCUGGGACCGAGAGAAUGGUCAGAUAGUCUGUCGGUGAGACUAUAUUAAAUGAUGGUGUAAUCCUUUAGUAUUAGGGGAUCUUACUUUUCAAAAUCCUCCACUAAUAGGCUAAUGGGCCAUAAAGUCUUAAAAUGGAAUUUUGGCACCUCUUUUCAGAGCUCCAGUACCUCAUUUUGGAGACUUCUUGUUUCUUAGCUCUAAAUAACCUUGGUGGCUUCUUUGGUGUCCCAUUUCUUUCCUUGACCUCGGUCAAGAGGGGAGAGCUGAGGAGGCCCUGCCUGAGCCAGAGGCGUUGAGGACGGAGUUGGCUGGAAGCCUGUGGCCUCUGCCUGCAGACUCAGUACUGAAGUGGACCUUGCACCCACCCUUGCUGCUGCACACCUCCUGCUUGCCACCUGGGGCUCUGGGCUCUGCAUUUGAUGGAGGAGGCUGGCUGGACAAGAGUCUGCUGAGGCUGUGCUCUGUUGCCUCAAGAUGCUUUCCAGAGCCCACAUUUUCCAAGAAACCAUCUUUCCAGCAAGUCCUGACCUGAGUGGCCAGAAGAACCUUCUCAGAGUGAGGAGAGGAAAUGGAGGGCCAAGUAGCCAGUAGUUGAGGCUGCUGUGAUAAUGUCCCCAGCAUGAGGUCACCUUGCAGAGCUGGCGAUGCACAAGAGCAUCUGGGGGUCAUACCCUUCCGCCUGCAGCAGCUCUGGCUUUGAGGCGUGGGAGGCAGCCUCCACACAGCUGACACCGCAGAUGUUAGGUCGCUCUCUGGCUCUGACCUCACUCAUUCAUUCAUUCAUUCCUUUCUUUUCUGAGGCCCUCAUCUGCCCGGAUGCUGGAGAUAACUGUCCCCUCAGGAGUGCCCACUCUGCCUCCAGGGGCUCCCUGGGCAAUGGGGGAGACUGAUGAAGGCAGCACAGUGGGAGCCCCCAGGAGGGAGUGCAGAGGCUAUGAGCAGCCAGCACCACCCACAGGCCUGUGACCUGCGCCCUUCACCACAGCCAUGAGGACAGAGCCCGCUCAUCCCCUCCCAGUUGGGACCUGAGGCCUGGAGACCUUUGGCUAGCCCAGGGUCAGGUGGCAGAGCCACGCCCCACAUCCAGCUGCUCUCAAAAAUUCUGCUUCGAACAGGCUCUGUUCAAUUCCUCAGGCCCCGGAAGCAGACGCAGAACAUGGAAGGGGCCACCUUCUUCAAUUCAGCCUCCAGCUUUUCCAGAACCCCCGGAGAACACCCGCCUACACGGUGCAACCUCAGGAGGAUAGAAGCACACGGACUUGGCUUCUGGCAGCCAGAGACAUGGUGACUGCAAAGCUGCUUGCUCUAGGCUGGGCCUGCUGGGGGCCUUUUGUGGGCACAGAAGUCACCACCACCGAGGAGAAGGGGAGUGGACGAGUCCACCAGGGAGUAUCAGCCUCUGGAGGGCCCUGGAAGGAUUGGAAUCUGACUCUCCAGCUGUCUACACCCUUUCCCACCAAUAGAACUUGCCCAGAGAGCUGAUGGGUCCUUGCUUUUCCCUCUAGGGACAGGGAACCCAGUACCUCAUAGGAAGAGAAGAGACUUGGACAGCCUACUCUGUGGCAAGGGCUGUUCCAGGAACUUCCACAUAAUUUACUUGGAUCCCUCCAACAACGCUGGGAGGCAAGCAUGUGAUGUUAGCCUUUGUAUGCAGAAAGCAGAAUUCAGAGAGGUUAUGUAACUGCCCAAAUCCACACAGCUGGGAAGCUGUAAUAAGUAGGGUAACACGUCUCGGUUUGCCCUGAGGAGUCCCACUUUACAUCUGCUGCCCUGGUAUAACAGUUAAGACAGUGGCCUUUCAUUCUCCAAAGUGCUCCAGUUUGGACAAUAAAAUACAAGGAAUCCAGGUCUGUGCUCUUUCUCGACAAUCCAACCUCGUCUCCUAACCUUUUUCCAUCCAGAGCCCCAGGGACCACCUGCUGCUAUCUGCUCAAAACUUCAGGCCCUGGGGCACGCUCCGGGGACAGAAGCUGUAGAAUUAUCGGCCAGCACAGCUGAGCUGCGGUUUUUCUCCAGAAGAGGAAGCGGGGGCUGUAGUCCAAGCCUCCUUGCUCUUCUUAAGAAAUUGCUGCUUCUCCUCCUCCAGCUUGGAGCUGCUCUGAGCUCCCGAGCCCACCCUAUCCUUGGGAGGCUCCCAGAGGCCCAGCCGAGGCUCUGCAUCUCUGAAUGGCAGCCAUGGGGCUGGCUCAGCAAGCCCUGGGCUCCCACCCUGGCCAAGGCCUCUAGGCAGAGGACAGCGGCCUGUGGGCCAUUUAUGGAGCCGAGGGAAAUCCCUAAAAAGUUCCAACAGCCACUUCUCCCU
This is a messenger RNA of Rhinolophus ferrumequinum (greater horseshoe bat), 7274 nucleotides long. RefSeq names its product BLM RecQ like helicase (gene BLM). Gene Ontology annotation, molecular function: hydrolase activity, acting on acid anhydrides, in phosphorus-containing anhydrides; ATP binding; DNA binding. Gene Ontology annotation, cellular component: nucleus; chromosome; cytoplasm. NCBI's taxonomy places the organism in Eukaryota, Metazoa, Chordata, Mammalia, Chiroptera, Rhinolophidae. The record is from RefSeq and is a predicted model, not a curated record. Bases 86 to 4339 code for a protein of 1417 amino acids. The transcript is spliced from 22 exons. Gene Ontology annotation, biological process: double-strand break repair via homologous recombination; telomere maintenance; DNA replication.